CAAAUGUAACCUAAAAAUUUAAUAUGUAUGAAGUAGAACGAAUAGUUUCUCCCGAAGUAUGUAAAAAACUAAUUGAAUAUAAUAUAGAUACAACUUUAAAAUUCUUAAUAACCGACAUUCAAAAAUUAAUAGAGAUCACAGAUUUAUCUUGUGAAGAGUUACUAGAAAUUCGAAUUAAGAUUUCCAAAAAUGUACACAAUCCGAACAAAAUAAUCAGAGCUGUUGAUAUUGUACCUUGGAGACGGUUAAGCACGGGUUGUACCGCUAUAAACUCUCUAAUUAGAGGCGGAAUCCCCGUGAAUGGUAUUAUAGAAAUAUUCGGUUGUAGUGGCGUCGGGAAGACUCAGUUUUGCCUCCAACUAGCUCUUCAAGCUCAAUUACCUUUACAUAAAAACGGAUUAGAAAAAGGGGCGGUUUAUAUUUGCACAGAAGAUGUUUUCCCUUCGAAAAGGUUUCAUCACCUCGCAAAUAUUUUCAAAGCUAAGCACAAUUUAACAGAAAACGAUUUUGAAAGUUCGGUUUUCCUGAAACACGUCACAGAUAUUCAACAAUUACAAAAUUGUUUAUCAACCGAGCUACCUAUUUUGUUCAGGAAGGAAAAUAUCGGUUUAGUUGUUGUUGAUUCUAUAGCAGGACCGUUUCGUGGGGAAAACGAAAAUGAAGUGCUGGCCAGAAGUAGAGAGAUAAUUGAUUUAGUUACUAAAUUGAAAAUAAUCAAUGAAGAAUUUAAGGCGGCUGUUGUUUGCACCAAUCAAGUGACUGAAGAUAUUAUUAAAAAUAAAACGGAACCUUGUCUUGGUCUUGUCUGGACUAACAGCAUCAAUUAUAGAUGUCAAAUAACAAGAAAUAACAACAGCACGUUAAGGGAAUUCCAAGUGGUUUUUUCACCGGACGUACCAACUGGAAGGUGCAGCUUUUCCAUCACCGAAGAAGGUUUACAAAACGAAGAUUGUAUGGAAUAUUAAUAAAACAUAUUUUAAUUAU
This is a messenger RNA of Diorhabda sublineata, 984 nucleotides long. RefSeq names its product DNA repair protein XRCC3. Bases 24 to 965 code for a protein of 313 amino acids. Gene Ontology annotation, molecular function: four-way junction DNA binding; ATP-dependent DNA damage sensor activity; ATP binding. The record is from RefSeq and is a predicted model, not a curated record. Gene Ontology annotation, biological process: telomere maintenance via recombination; double-strand break repair via synthesis-dependent strand annealing; resolution of mitotic recombination intermediates. The transcript is spliced from 5 exons. Gene Ontology annotation, cellular component: Rad51C-XRCC3 complex; replication fork. NCBI's taxonomy places the organism in Eukaryota, Metazoa, Arthropoda, Insecta, Coleoptera, Chrysomelidae.